CAGGAGGAGGAAGCGCCGUUUCCGGUAAUGAGCGACUGACUGACUGACUCCUGACACCGACAAACCCGCUGCUUUCGGCGUCUAUCGGGGUGAAAUUCCGGGCUCUUCUCCGGGCAGGACCUCAGACGGGUUCCAGCCAAGCGUUCGGCUGGACAGAGGCGUAAAGCUGAAGUGAAGGCGCGGGGUUUGAGGCACACUCCACCGGCAUGGCCCGCGACUACGAUCACCUCUUCAAGCUGCUGAUCAUCGGGGACAGCGGUGUUGGAAAGAGCAGUCUUCUGCUGCGUUUUGCAGACAACACUUUUUCAGGUAGUUACAUCACCACUAUAGGAGUCGACUUCAAGAUCCGGACGGUGGAAAUUAACGGAGAGAAGGUGAAACUGCAGAUAUGGGACACAGCUGGACAAGAGCGUUUCAGAACCAUCACGUCUACGUAUUACAGAGGAACCCAUGGGGUCAUAGUGGUGUAUGACGUCACCAGUGCCGAGUCAUUUGUCAACGUCAAACGAUGGCUGCAUGAAAUAAACCAGAACUGUGAUGACGUCUGUCGAAUAUUAGUGGGCAAUAAAAACGACGAUCCAAACUCUAAGGUUGUGGAGACGAAUGACGCACAGAAGUUCGCAGAGCAGAUGGGCAUCAGUCUGUUUGAGACGAGUGCAAAAGAGAAUGUCAACGUGGAGGAGAUGUUUAACUGCAUCACAGAGCUGGUGCUCCGGGCAAAGAAAGAGUCUGUGGCCAAACAGCAGCAACAGCAGCAGAAUGAUGUGAUUAAACUGGGCAAGAAUAGCAAACGAAAGAAAAAAUGCUGCUAGUGCACGAACAGACGUUCCUCUGCACAUGCGGACGGACUGUGAUCGUCUCAAUUACACAAACACAGGGCGGACACAAUGCAGUCCUUUCUGGACCGAGUCAAGCCACAAAGACUUUUUAAAAGAAAAUGUACAGAUUUUAUCGGAGUCGAGGAGUUUCACGUGGAAUUGGUGAUAUUUAAUAAAAACAUCCUCCUCCUUUAUUGAAGGACCAGCAAGCUGACAUGAUCGCCAAACCGCUUUCAGAAUUACUCUCUAUUAUCCGCCAUCUCAGGAGUGAUUUUUUUUUUUUUCUUCUUCAUCAUCAUCAUCAUCUUCUCUUUCUCACAUUUUUGUGGAAUGCCAGUGUUUUUUCUGCAAGAACAAUUAGGCCUUUUUUCCCCCUUUUUUAUUAUUUUUUUUAUGAAUUAAUGCAAUUACAGACAUUCACUCAUCGUGGACUCAAGACAGAUGGCAACAAUUUUUCAGUUCUAGCUCAUUUUUAGACCAGUGAUGCGUCAAAUAGCAGUCUUUUGAUUCUCUCAUUCCCUCAAAUCUGUUCCUUCCUUUCAUCUCAGAUGAAGAGCAUGUCUGUUUUAGAUGUGAAAUUAAGUCAGACCAAGCCCAUUUCCCGCCCAAAUUCUCAUUUUACAAUGCAAUAUUGUAAAAUGUUUCUACGUCAUGAUCGUAUUUGUUGUACUGCCUUUAAUACUCCUUUAAAAUAGUCUUUUUUUUGAUGCGUUAUUAGGAAGAGGAUCGAGUCAAUCAUUAUCAUGAAAAAAAAAAUGGCCUUGUAAUAGGCUUCAUGCAAAAUCUAGUUUCUUUUUUUCCUUUAGAUUUAGGGCUGAACAUGUUUCGAUGAGGUUAGUUAUCCGGUGGACGUUCACAGACGUCUUUUUCCGCGUGUUUUUGUGCUUCCCGUGAAGAUGAAAAGAAUGAGGGCGUAAUCUCAGACGGCAUCGUGACCGAAUCGCCCUCUCGUUCGGUGUUGCCAUAGACUUGCUGGAGUCGCAUCUUUGGGUCUUGAAGCCGAUUUGUUCUCCCGCAUCUCAUCGAUGAGUGAUGUCAAUGUCAAACGAGGUUGUAACACAUUGCUACGAGUCCUGUGUGGAGCACAAGAUCCUCAACUCAUCCGGACACUGAUCCAAGCAAAGUUUAAAAAAAAUUAAAAUGCACAGUUGCAAAGGGUGUAUUGCUAAUAUCAAAUGUAAUAUGUUUUUAUAUAUGGGCGGGAGAUGUUAUGUUAAAGUGUGUAAGCCAAAGGGGUGUUCAUCCCUAAACAGACACAUUUCUUGAAUUUUCUUGAGUCUUUAUGGCGGAUACCCGACCUGUGAGAUCUUCCUUUGGGGGUGAAUCUCACGAAAACGUGACCGUGUCACAAUUCAACCCUAAAGAAAAUAUUUUUCGUGAAGAAAAAGAAGCCUAUUUUCCUAUGUUCUUUGCAUUUAAAUUGUGAGUGUAUUAAAACAAAUGGAGGUGUAUGGUGAUUAUAUGACGCAAUGAAUUUAGAUAUGCAAUUCACAAUAUGCAAAACAUAUUGCUUCAUUUUUGAGCGUUUUUGUGAGAUUCACCAAUAGGAGUCCUUUCAUUAUUAGUAUUAAUUCAGUGAGCCAAAACACGGCAGAAGCCCUAGCUGUGCCGUGAGCCAAAUUCAACCUAGUCAUGUGACUUCUGUUCAUCAUAUUUGUGCGUAUACUUGCACGUAUUAUGUCCAUGCAAACUGUGCUGGUUGAAACACUUUUUUCAGCUGUGGUUAUAUUAUACACUGGAGAAAAGAAAUGUAUUAUGGACAUCCCCUUUAUGAAUUAAGUCAUUAAUAAAUAUUUUAAAGAAUCAAUAUUU
Pimephales promelas (fathead minnow) is the source of this 2630-nucleotide messenger RNA. It is a transcript of the gene rab35b, whose product is annotated as RAB35, member RAS oncogene family b. The record is from RefSeq and is a predicted model, not a curated record. Gene Ontology annotation, molecular function: GTP binding; GTPase activity. NCBI's taxonomy places the organism in Eukaryota, Metazoa, Chordata, Actinopteri, Cypriniformes, Leuciscidae.